Microcebus murinus (gray mouse lemur) is the source of this 1128-nucleotide messenger RNA. The record is from RefSeq and is a predicted model, not a curated record. Lineage: Eukaryota; Metazoa; Chordata; Mammalia; Primates; Cheirogaleidae.
UGAAGAAUGUGGAUCUGGAAGUCAAACUUAGCUUGAUUUUAUUCCACAGAGCUUAUUAUCCAGAAACAACCAGCCAUGCUUUGGGAUCCAAGUCCAGAGCAAUCAAGUAAGAAUUGCAAGGAAGAAGAAGGAACGAAAAAGCAGAAAUGCAGAGAAGAAGAAACAGCAGGAGGGGGAGACAAAGAAGAGGAAGUAGAAAAGGAAUUGGAAGAGGAACAGAAAAAAGAAAAGGAAAAUGGGGAAGGAUGUCCCAGGAAAAGAUUAGUCGGCAAAUCCCUCAUGGACACUCUCUGGGGAAAGUUCAAAUUAAACAAAUACCUCACGAUACAAGAUACUCUAUCACUGUCAUUUGAAUUUAGCAUGACAAAUAGACAGAUAAAUCAAUGGUUUUGUAGAAAGAGGAAGACAUACAACAAAGAAAUGUCCAAGCGGAAGUAUAACAAAAGACGCAAGGGGGUAAGAAAGAAAGCAGCACAAAAUAUGGAGUGAUGACUACCCACACCAGGGGAGGACUCCCACUACAUAGAAUUUAGCAAAGAUCAUCCCUAUGCCAGUCACCAGGAAUAGAAGUCCAAACCUUUCUGCCUGUUGCACCUUGGUGUCGGAGUUGUGCACGAAACAAAACAGUCAGGCAAUGGAUGGAGCAACGCGUUUCUUACAAAGAGACAGGACAGCAAGAUCAGCUUCAGUGGCGUAUAGAAGGACCCUGUCCCCUCCCUAGGGAGGACAGAUAUAGCCAGGUGCCAUGUGACACACAAGCUUAAGCAGAAUUUGUUCUACCUCUAUAACUUCCUUAACUUUUUCAAGUUUUUAAAUAUGUUUUAAAAAGAUCUCCUCAUCCUUCAAUGGAAAUUGUUUUCCAGAUUUAACAUAUUUUGAUCUUUUAAAUAUAUGGACUGUGUUGUGAAACAUUUUGUAUGGCACCAUUCUCGGGUAUAAAUAGAAUUCUGGAAGGAUAAACAAGAAAACUUUAACAGUCGCUAAAUUCUAUGGAGUAGAACUAGAUGAAAUGCAAAGGAGUUUUGAAACAUUCUAUUUGCACCCUACUGUGGAUGUGAAGUUUCAUAAGGUGCAUUCAGUGAUUUUAUUUAAGAAAAAGUAUCAAUAAAGUACCAAUCUCUGUGGAAA